This is a messenger RNA of Triplophysa rosa, 2322 nucleotides long. Its product is annotated as Y+L amino acid transporter 2-like. The record is from RefSeq and is a predicted model, not a curated record. Gene Ontology annotation, biological process: amino acid transmembrane transport. NCBI's taxonomy places the organism in Eukaryota, Metazoa, Chordata, Actinopteri, Cypriniformes, Nemacheilidae. The coding region runs from base 397 to 1860 and encodes 487 amino acids. The transcript has 10 exons. Gene Ontology annotation, molecular function: L-amino acid transmembrane transporter activity; basic amino acid transmembrane transporter activity. Gene Ontology annotation, cellular component: membrane.
UGCCUGGACUGUAGCAGCGCUAUGUGAUACAGCUAACACGGCAGUGGAUGGUCAUAGAGUUUGACGGUCAUAGAGUUUGACACGAGUUUUCAUAUCGUGUUCAAAUAUAUAUGGUAGAUGACUUAAUAUCGGCUUUGAGGCGAAAGUCGUUAAGAUGCGGAAACUUGGGCAGGAAAUUAUUAUGAGGUUCUUUUGAGACGAACCCUGUAAAACGUGUAACUUCCUUGAACGUUCGCGCUGGAACAAUGUUAAGCGGAUUUGGUGGUGAACGUCAUGGAUGAGUCUCAACUGAAACUUCAAGCUUGACGUUAACAAGUCCACUCCACCCCCAGACUUCUCAUCUCUCCACCUGCCUCUCUUGACUUCAUCCCUCUGCUCUUGAUCUUUCCGUUCAUCAUGGGAGACUCUGGUUCCACCAGCUCCAUGCGUCUAAAGCAGGAGAUCUCCCUCCUGCAUGGUGUCUGCCUCAUUGUGGGCAACAUGAUCGGAUCGGGCAUCUUUGUAUCACCCAUAGGUGUCCUUCAACACACAGGCUCUUAUGGUCUAUCGCUAGUGAUUUGGGCUGUUGGAGGGAUCUUCUCUGUGUUCGGUGCCUUGUGCUACGCUGAGCUGGGCACCACCAUCCGCAAGUCGGGAGCCAGUUACGCAUACAUCCUGGAGUCCUUUGGAGGCUUCCUGGCGUUUAUCCGUCUGUGGACGUCGCUGAUGAUCGUGGAACCGGCCUGCCAGGCGGUCAUUGCUCUUACGUUUUCCAAUUAUUUAGUUAAACCGUUCUUUCCCACCUGCCCGGCACCGUAUGAAGCUGUACGGAUCAUUGCAGCUGUUAUUAUAGGUCUUCUGACGUUUGUGAACUGUAUGAAGGUGAAGUGGGGGGCCAUUCUUCAGGUCAUCUCUACUGUGGCUAAAGUCCUGGCUCUCAUAGUCAUCAUCAUCGCUGGAAUGAUAGUUCUGGCUGAAGGGAAGACGAGCAACUUUCAGGAUUCAUUUGAGAACUCAAAGCUGAAUGCGGGAGACAUGGCUCUGGCUCUCUACGCAGCUCUCUAUUCAUAUUCUGGCUGGGACACCCUGAACUUCAUCACAGAGGAGAUUAAAAACCCAGAGAGGAACCUGCCAUUGUCAAUAGCCAUCUCCAUGCCCAUUGUCACAGUAAUCUACAUCCUGACUAACAUCGCCUACUAUGCUGUUCUGGAUAAAACAUCACUACUGAACAGUGAAGCCGUGGCUGUGACGUUUGCCGAUCAUGUGUUGAGUUAUGCAAGCUGGCUCAUCCCACUGUCUGUGGCUAUCUCUUGUUAUGGAGGUCUAAAUUCUUCUAUCAUAGCCGCUUCCAGAUUAUUCUUCGUGGGAUCACGUGAGGGUCAUUUACCCAACGUCCUUUGCAUGAUCCACGUAAAGCGCUACACACCGAUCCCAGCCCUGCUCUUUAAUGGCGGCAUGUCCCUCAUAUUCCUGUGUGUAAAAGAUGUCUUCCAGCUGAUUAAUUACUUUAGUUUCAAUUACUGGCUGUUCAUCGGCCUUUCCAUUGGCAGUCUGAUCUACCUGCGUAUUAAAGCACCUGAGUUGCCCCGUCCUGUUAAGUUGAGUCUGUUCUUCCCUAUAGUGUACUGCAUUUGCACCGUGUUUCUGGUGGUGGUGCCGCUCUACAGUGACACCAUAAACUCUUUGGUGGGGAUCUUCGUAGCCCUCUCUGGGGCUCCGGUGUACUUCAUAUGCGUGCACCUCCCACCCAGCUCCAGACCCGCCUUUCUGGGACAGAUGCUUGAUAUGAUCUCAUUAAACACACAGAAGCUGUGUUUUUGCUGUAUUGCUGAACCCGGUUUGGACCUUGACAAUCCGCCUGAAGUGGACAAAAAGGACUAAACACAGACUCCAAAGGAAGUUAAACCAAGGAAGCCGGCUCAUCCAGACUUCUUGAAUAAGCCAAAACUCAAGCCAGAACCUCAUGUUUGUGUCAAUUUGAGCGUGCAAGGAACCGAAAUGGAUAUGUAGGACGAUCGUUCAACUGAACACAAACACACCCUGUGCCUCUAAUGCCUCAGGUCUCUGUGUCCUGUCUGCUGUGGGUCACACACCUGCAAAGCAUGAUAUCAGUCCAGUGGACCAAAGCUAGAUUAAUAUGAUUCAAACCGUUCAGUCAGAUGUAGAUUAAGGCGAUUGUGAAAGUGAUUGUAAUUUAGUGCUUUCUUACGACCACCGCAGAUGUUUGGAUAUGUUCUCCUUUGCUGAUGAUAAUGGAGUUCCCUUUCUGUCGGUCUCUCGACGUUGUGUCGAACCGACAGAUGGGGUUCGUCCCUGAGAACCAAUCGUUUCCGACUGCUUAGA